CACACACAGCACACACAAAGCACUUAUUUGGCGCCUCGGUCGGAUGAGAGGAGAAAUUCGGCAGCACAGCGCCGUUACAAUUUGCAAUGGCUGCAGCUUUGUCCCGUGCUCUCAAAUUGCCUGGUAAGAGACGCGUUGCAAUUGUUUGGGAAAUAGAUAUAAGGGUUGAUUAGGUGAAAUGGAUGUUGUGUAGUCUUUGUACCAGUCGUGUCUUGUCUCAAUGUUGUUUUGGUGUCAUUCUGUUAGCUCACAUGAGCUACCUAGAACAGCCAGCCAGCUAAUAUCGAUUGCAAUAACACAAAACAACGGUUUUAUUUGUUUAAUGAAAGUCCAGAAUUGAGAGGUGAAAUACGACACUUAUUUUCAAUGUUUGAUAUUUAUUUUAUUUUCAAGCUUUAAUAGAAAAGCAUCAUUGCAUCAUUCACAAUCCUAUGUGGCGCACUAGCUAGCUACUUUACUGUAUGGUAGUGCUCACUGUCAUAAUAAUGUUAAAACGGAUUUAGCUACUUGCUUAAAUCUCGUGUUCAACAAAUAACUACAAGUAAGGCCAUGUAAUGGGGGUUAUUCAUUUAACUUGUCAAUCAUUAUCAUGCCAAACAAUGAGCAAUAGAGUCGGCAAAAAUAAACAGAUGGGACCAGGGUAGGACAGAAUUAAUAUGGCGUUAAAAUAAACAAUAUUUGAGUAACUUCCCUGUCCUUUUGGGCUGCCUAUCGUUCUAUCAGGCACCGCAUACUCUAUCAGAUCAUUCUAGUUUUCACCUGGGCCUUGUUUCCCAAACAGAUCCGUAGACCCCUUUCCUGCAGUCAAAUAACCAAAUCGAGCUCUAGUGGCCUCAACGGUGGAAUGUUAUUAAUAUUUUUCAGAAUGUCAUAAUUAAUAAACAUGUUUUUAUUUUUUAUGCCGAAAAUCCGGUGUUUCUAUGUCAUAUGGUUUUGUUAUAUUUCAGUCUUCUGUGAUGUAUAUAAAGUGUAAUAUUGAGAUGCAAACUCAAAAUUGAAUACAUUUCAACUCUAUAUCUGACAUGGUACAGGUGUCUUCUUUUUUAUAAGCCCAUAACCAUGUGUGUGAGGUGUAUACUUUUGUUUCAAUUUAUAUUUGUUUAAGACUACCAAGAAACACUCUGUGUGACCCUGAUUUAGCCCACUGCAGUAAAAGGUUAACCGUGUGUAUCUUUGUGUGUGUGUCCCUCACAGGGAAGAAGGGCUCGGAGCUUGGAGAGUAUGACCCCCUCACUCAGGCCGACAGUGAGGACGAGAGCGAGGAGGACGACCUGGUCCUCAACUAUCCCCGCAAUGGCCUGGGGAGGGGCAACUGCAUGGGCGCAGGUACAUCAGAGCUGAGAGGGAGCAGAACAGGGAGGCUCGUAGGGGAUGAAGAGGAGGGAGAGGAGGAAGAGGAGGACGACGAUGAGUGGAGAGAACGGCUCCCGGGAAAAAAGAGGCAGGAGAGAGAGGAGAAGGGCAUGCAGUACUGGAGCCAGAGGGAGACAAACAGGGAUGGGGGAGUAGAGGAGGAAGGGGGGCUUGGGGCCUCUGGUGGCCCUGGAUUGGGUGUCAGUGCCAGUGCUGACCCAGACGGGAAGAAGGCUAAGGUGAGGGGAGCCAUCCGGGCAGCGUUUUUCCUGGUGCCUCUGGUCUGUGCUAUGCUGGUGGUGCUGCUGUGUGCCUUUUUGGUGCCUUGUCAGCAGGGGGAACUGGACAAACGGCUGCAGUGGGAGAAAGAGCUGGGUGAUCAUGUGGGAGGUGAGUGAGGAGUCUAAUGUAUAAACAAUACACAUGAAAACAGACUACAGUUUACCCGCAUGUUGCUGGUUGCUGAUACCAAUACACCUCUCUCUCACACCAGAGAAAGAGAAAACUACAGGUUAGGUCAGACUGGUCAGACUGAGUAGACUAGUGCUUUAGAUUAAGAUAAGCACACAGUCAACAUUACCAUAAAGUCAACUGUAUGAGAAAGCAGUUGAGAACACAGAACUCAGAUAUAGCUGACUUUUUGUCAGGGGGUGGAUAUUACACAGUCUGGAUUACUAUGAUUACACAUUACCGUGAUAAUUAUAAUAGCAUGUUAGCAAAGCAACCGCAUGUAUAGUUUAGUAAAUAGUAGUUACAAACCGUUGCUGUCUGUAACAGUGUUUUUCUUUUUCUUUAGGUGUUACCCCACCUCCUCUUGCACUGUGGGAUGUCGACAAUGACUCAGUUGAGGAUGUGCUAAUAGGAGUCACUCAAAAGAGCAACAAUACCCAUCUCUCCAGUUCUGUGGGGAACAACAGAGGUAUCUAUGGAAACAGCAAACAGCCUCACUACUGUUAUUUUAUUGUUGCUCUUUAAUUAUUUGUUAUUUUUCUAUUACUUCUUUUUUUAAACUUCUUUUUCUUAAAACUGCAUUGUUGGUUAAGUAAGCAGUUCACUGUAAAGUCUACUACACCUGUUGUAUUCGGCGCAUGUGACAAAUAAAAUUGGAUUUGAUUUGAAAUCAGAACCAUGGACAGCCACAUCAUAUUUAAUUGAUUGGACUAAAUUGUUUUUGGUAUAUUUUAGUUGUCCAUGUAUUAGACUAAGCAUAGGUGAUUUGAUGGUGUUGAUUUUGUACGUUUGCCCCCUGACAAAGAAAUGAUCAGUCUAUAAUUUUAAUGGUAUGUUUAUUUGAAUAAUAAUAAUAAUAAUAAUAAUAAUAAUAUGCCAUUUAGCAGACGCUUUUAUCCAAAGCGACUUACAGUCAUGCGUGCAUACAUUUUUGUGUAUGGGUGGUCCCGGGGAUCGAACCCACUACCUUGGCGUUUCAAGCGCCGUGCUCUACCAGCGAGAGACAGAAUAACAACAAAAAAAUCCAGAAAAACGCAUGUCAAAAAUGUUAUAAAUUGAUUUGCAUUUUAAUUAGGGAAAUAAGUAUUUGACCCCCUCUCAAUCAGAAAGAUUUCUGGCUCCCAGGUGUCUUUUAUACAGGUAACGAGCUGAGAUUAGGAGCACACUCUUAAAGGGAGUGCUCCUAAUCUCAGCUUGUUACCUGUAUAAAAGACACCUGUCCACAGAAGCAAUCAGAUUCCAAACUCUCCACCAUGGCCAAGAUCAAAGAGCUCUCCAAGGAUGUCAGGGACAAGAUUGUAGACCUACACAAGGCUGGAAUGGGCUACAAGAACAUCGCCAAGCAGCUUGGUGAGAAGGUGACAACAGUUGGUGCGAUUAUUCGCAAAUGGAAGAAACACAAAAUAACUGUCAGUCUCCCUCGGCCUGGGGCUCCAUGCAAGAUCUCACCUCGUGGAGUUGCAAUGAUCAUGAGAACGGUGAGGAAUCAGCCCAGAACUACACGGGAGGAUCUUGUCAAUGAUCUCAAGGCAGCUGGGACCAUAGUCACCAAGAAUACAAUUGGUAACACACUACGCCGUGAAGGACUGAAAUCCUGCAGCGCCCGCAAGAUCCCCCUGCUCAAGAAAGCACAUAUACAGGGCCGUCUGAAGUUUGCCAAUGAACAUCUGAAUGAUUCAGAGGAGAACUGGGUGAAAGUGUUGUGGUCAGAUGAGACCAAAAUCUAGCUCUUUGGCAUCAACUCAACUCGCCGUGUUUGGAGGAGGAGGAAUGCUGCCUAUGACCCCAAGAACACCAUCCCCACCGUCAAACAUGGAGGUGGAAACAUUAUGCUUUGAGGGUGUUUUUCUGCUAAGGGGACAGGACAACCUCACCGCAUCAAAGGGACGAUGGACGGGGCUAUGUACCGUCAAAUCUUGGGUGAGAACCUCCUUCCCUCAGCCAGGGCAUUGAAAAUGGGUCGUGGAUGGGUAUUCCAGCAUGACAAUGACCCAAAACACACAGCCAAGGCAACAAAGGAGUGGCUCAAGAAGAAGCACAUUAAGGUCCUGGAGUGGCCUAGCCAGUCUCCAGACCUUAAUCCCAUAGAAAAUCUGUGGAGGGAGCUGAAGGUUCGAGUUGCCAAACAUCAGCCUCGAAACCUUAAUGACUUGGAGAAGAUCUGCAAAGAGGAGUGGGACAAAAUCCCUCCUGAGAUGUGUGCAAACCUGGUGGCCAACUACAAGAAACGUCUGACCUCUGUGAUUGCCAACAGGGGUUUUGCCACCAAGUACUAAGUCAUGUUUUGCAGAGGGGUCAAAUACUUAUUUCCCUCAUUAAAAUGCAAAUCAAUUUUUGACAUGUGUUUUUCUGGAUUUUUUGUUCAAAUAAACCUACCAUUCAAAUUAUAGACUGAUCAUGUCUUUGUCAGUGGGCAAACAUACAAAAUCAGCAGGGGAUCAAAUACUUUUUUCCCUCACUGUACUCAUUUCAUAGUUUUUCUUUAUUUUUAAUAUUUUCUACAUUGUAGAAUAAUAGUGAAGACAUAAAAACUAUGAAAUAACACAUAUGGAAUCAUGUAGUAACCAAAAAAGUGUUAAACAAAUCAAAAUAUAUUUGAGAUUCUUCAAAGUAGCCACCCUUUGCCUUGAUGACAGCUUUGCACACUCUUGGCAUUCUCUCAACCAGCUUCAUAAGGUAGUCACCUGGAAUGCAUUUCAAUUAACAGGUGUGCCUUCUUAAAAAAUUAAUUUGUGGAAUUUCUUUCCUUCUUAAUGCGUUUGAGCCAAUCAGUUGUGUUGUGACAAGGUAGGGGGGGGUAUACAGAAGAUAGCCGUAUUUGGUAAAAGACCAAGUCCAUAUUAUGGCAAGAACAGCUCAAAUAAGCAAAGAGAAAUGACAUUCCUGUAUAUUAAUCUCCAUAUCUAAUCCUGCUAGCCCCAGUAAACUGCUGAGAACACACAAUUUGCCACACGCAAUGAACCCCACCCACCUAUACCCCUUGUCUAUCUCCCCCUCUGUCUCUACCAGAGUACAGUGUGGUGGCCCUAUCUGCUUUCAGUGGUGAGGUGCUAUGGAGGAGGGUCCUCAGGGAACCUGUGGAGUCCAUCCAGUGUGGGCUGCAGUACGAAGCCCACCCAUCACCACUGCCAGCAGGGGGCGCUGCCCUCAGAGCCUUCCCCAACAGCGCUAUUUCCCUAUCUGGCCAGAGAGACAGGGCUAGCGGCCCCGUGUGUCUGCUCAUCAAGUCUGCACACCUCACCGCUGUCAACAGCACCACAGGUCAGACAACAACCACAGAAAAUCCUGACUUUUAAUGGUUCAGUUUCACAGCUACAAGCAUGAACAUUUUAGCAGUAGAUGUGUAGAUUUAUUAAUAAUGUGUUGUAGUUAAUAGAUUUAUGUUCAGUAAGGAGUAACCUAUUGUAUUUUCCUCCUCAGGGAAGAAGCUGUGGUCGGUAGCCCCAGGAGAGAUCCAGUCCCAGGCAGUCUCCCUGCCAGAUCUCCAAGGCGACACUGUUCCUGACUUGCUGAUUGCCACUUUACCUGCUGACCAGGUAUGACAAUCUCUGGCUUGGCACCUAUACAUAUUUAUGGCUGUAAUAAGACAAUUGUUACUAUAUAAAUCAUAUUAUUAUUACAAUAUAGACCAUACUCCCAAAUCUUCAGAGUCACUGUGUUAACAACACUAAUUUUCCAGUCAGUCUAGAAUGCUCUCAUCAAACUGUCUCUAACUUAUUUUCAGGUGUCUGACCUCUCACUGCUCCUGCUGUCUGGGCUGACUGGCGCUCUGCUUGGACAUCCCGUGACCUUUAACCUCACGACCUUUAAUGUCUCUGGCAAGCUGAUUGGUCCCCUGUUUCAUGAGACACAGCUGGGGGCAUACUACAUUCUGUUUGGACUAGGUAAGGGAUUCAUUUUAUAUCAAGCACAGUGACUUUGAAAAAAUAUGUUUCCCGUUUGAAAUGACUAAAUGUCUGAUAAUGUAUCUGCUAUACUAACUCAGGCACUGUAGAGGCUGUAUCCCUGGGAGAUAUUUACACUCAGGCUACUGGGAAAACACCCAUAUCCCCUGGCUUAAGACUGAAGGACCCCGGCUGGGAGAAGCUUAGGAAAACCAACUCCUCCUCCCUCAUACACAUCUCCAGGUAAGGCUGAGAAAGUGCUCGGUUACACAAUUACAAAAGAGUGCCUGUUUGAAGGACUAACAGCACCCAUUUGUCUUUGACUUUCUCUGUCCAGUGGAACUGAACAGGUGGAGUUCUUGGUCCCCCUAGUGGCUGGCUUGUGUAACAACCACAACAGCCUGGACUCCAUCUCCAACCUCAACUCCAGCCGCAGUGACUGGGUGCUGGUGUGUGGCAAGCUCUCCAGCAAGCUGUCUGUGCUGCGAGAGAAGGACGCACACACCAAGUGGACUCUUACCUCCUCAGCCAUACACAGGUAGGAAAUAUGGUUAUGGUCACCAUGAUAUAUGGAGAAGUUUAUAAUUAGGGUGUAUAUGACUAAAGCAUAAAAGUGAUAGCUUCAGGUUUUAUUGUCAUGUGCACAAGUACAGUGCAAUGCCUUUCUUGCCAGCUCUUUUCCCAACAAUACAGUAAUCAAUAUCAAUAUAUAAAACUAUAAAGUAAAGUAAUACCCUAUAACAGUGGUUUUCAAACCUCUCCUCGGGGACCCCCAGAAGUUUCACAAUUUAAUUGUAGCCCUGAACUAGCUCAACUACUUUACCUAAUCAAGGGCUUGGUAAUUAGUUGACACGUUGAAUCAGCUAUGCUAGCUCUAGAAUAGUUCACAUAUAUGGAACAACUGGGGAUCCCAGAGGAGAGGAAUGUAAACCACUGCCCUAUAAAGUUAUAGAGCUAAAAUAACCUGAAUAAUUUAUCACUGUCUCAGUCGUCCAGCACCAGGCCAAUUCAACGAUGAUGGAAUCCCAGAUCUCCUCAUACAGAAGUCUGGGGCCCCUACAAUGAGAAAAGUAUAAUCUCCUUCUACCAUCACUUACAACUAGAGCUAUUAUACUUCUCAGACAGUGAUACAUAUUUACAAAGAUUACCAUCCAUCUCUCUAUGAUCUCAGGUUCAGGUGGUUGAUGGAGCCAGUGGGCGUAGUCUAUGGGAGACAGAGUUUAUUUGUCCACGCCUUGACUUGGAAGGUACCUCAAUCAUGACAACAUCUGGUCAAUCAGCUUUCCUUUUCUGGGCUGGUGACCCUCUCAGACCACCGAAGAACCUCACCAAGACAACUGUGAGUCCCUUGUUGAAUCCUCCCUUAUAAGGAGCAGGAAUACAUUUUCUAUGAGAGAAAGUGUUAUGAUGGUUCAUCCUUCAGUGGUAUAGGCACGAGGGUUGGAGUCAAUUCCAAUUUAAUUUGAAAUUCCAAUUAAAUUCUUGAAUUCACGCAUGAAGUGGAGAAUGUACAUUGAAUUCAAUUCGAAUUUCAACAAUCUUCAAGUUAUGGAAUUGGAAUUGAAUUGAAAUUGUAAAAACAUUUGUAUUUUAAUAUUUGUACAUUUCCCAGUUAAUGGAAUUAAUACAAUUAGUAUUGAAACAUCUACUGCAGAAUUUGUUUUAAAUCAUUUAAACUUGUAUUUCUGUAUUUCCAGUAUAGCUAGGCUGUCUGAAUAUUUAUAUGAUCAGCCUGAAAGCCUGAGGGAAUUGAAUUUCGAAAUGGAAUUUGUGGAAUUGUUAGGGAUAAUAUUAAAUUGGGAAUAAAAUUCUUGGAAUUUACCUAACAUUGGAGUUGAGAUGAAUUGAAUUAUCUCUGAAUUCAAAGACUGACCUUAGUCAUCCACAUCACCAACAAACUAUCAUGGUCCAAACACACCAAGACAGUUGUGAAGAGGGUACGACAACACCUUUUCCCCCUCAGGAGACUGAAAAGAUUUGGCAUGGGUCCCCAGAUCCUCAAAAAGUUAUACAGCUGCACCAUCGAGAACAUCCUGACCGGUUGCAUCACCGCCUGGUAUGGCAACUGCUCUGCAUCUGACCGUAAGGCGCUACAGAGGGUAGCGUACGGCCCAGUACAUCACUGGGGCCAAGCUUCCUGCCAUCCAGGUCCUAUAUAAUAGGCGGUGUCAGAGGAAAGCCCAAAAAACUGUCAAAGCCUCCAGUCACCCAAGUCAUAGACUGUUCUCUCUGCUACCGGACGGCAAGCGGUACUGGAGCGCCAAGUCUAGGACCAAAAGGCUCCUUAACAGCUUCUACCCCCAAGCCAUAAGACUUCUGAACAAUUAAUCAAAUGGCCACCCGGACUAUUUACAUUGACCCCCCCCUCCAUUUGUUUUUACACUGCUGCUACCCGCUGUCUAUUAUCUAUGUAUAGUCACUUUACCCCUACCUACAUGUACAAAUUACCCCCGCACAUUGACUCGGUACCGGUACCCCCUGUAUAUAGCCUCGUUAUUGUUAUUUUAUUGUGUUACUUUUUAUUAUUUUUUACUUUAGUUUAUUUGGUAAAUAUUUUCUUAACUCUUUCUUGAACUUUAUUGUUGGUUAAGUGCUUGUAAGAAAGCAUUUCACGGUAAGGUCUACACCUGUUGUAUUCAGCGCAUAUCAAAUCAAAUUUUAUUUGCCACAUGUGCCGAAUACAACAAAUGUAGACCUUACCGUGAAAUGCUUACUUACAAGCCCUUAAUCAACAAUGGAGUUUUAAGAAAAUAGAGUUAAGAAAAUAUUAACUAAAGUUUAAAAAAGGAAAAAAAAAGUAACACAAUAAAAUAACAAUAUUAUUUUAGCAGAUGCUCUUAUCCAGAGCAACUUACAGUUAGUGAGUGCAUACAUUUUCAUACUGGCCCCCCGUGGAAAACGAACCCACAACCCUGGCGUUGCAAACGCCAUGCUCUACCAACUGAGCUACACGGGAAUAAUGAGGCUAUAUACAGGGGGUACCGGUACCGAGUCAAUGUGUGGGGGUACAGGUUAGUCGAGGUAAUUUGUACAUGUAGGUAGGGGUAAAGUGACUAUGCAUAGAUAAUAAACAGACUGGUGGGGGGGGGGGGGGGGGCAAUGCAAAUAGUCCGGGUGGCCAUUUGAUUAAUUGUUCAGCAGCUGUUAAGGAGCCUUUUGGACCUAGACUUGGCGCUCUGGUACCGCUUGCCAUGCGGUAGCAGAGAAAUCAGUCUAUGACUUGGGUGACUGGAGUCUUUGACAAUUUUUUGUAGUGCCUUGCGGUCGGAGGCCAAGAAAUUGCCAUACCAGGCAGUGAUGCAACCAGUCAGGAUGCUCUUGAUGGUGCAGCUGUAUAACUUUUUGAGUAUCUGAGGACCCAUGCCAAAUCGUUUCAGUCUCCUGAGGGGGAAUAGGCUUUGUCGUGCCCUCUUCACGACUGUCUUGGUGUGUUUGGACCAUGAUAGUUUGUUGGUGAUGUGGACACCAAGGAACUUGAAGCUCUCAACCUGUUCCACUACAGCCCCGUCGAUGAGAAUGGGGGCGUGCUCAGUCCUCUUUUUUUCCCUGUAGUCCACAAUCAUCUCCUUUGUCUUGAUUACAUUGAGGGAGAGGUUGUUAUGUGACAAAUAAAGUUUGAUUUGAUUUGAUUUAGCAAACGUUUUGGAUAAGUGACUAAAAUGGAAUUUGAAUGGAAUUAAAUUGAAUUUACAGGGAGAGAGAAUUGAGUUAGAAUUCAAUUAGGGGAAUUAACCCCAACCCUGCUGCCAGAAUGUUAACAGUAGUCAUUGUUCAGGUUGGCAGUGGGAAGAUUGAAAGUCCAUUUGGGUGUCUCUCCUGUAAUUUGUGGAAUUAACCCCAACCCUGAUUAGCACAAAUAUGUAAUCCUUUACCUAUCGUACUAUGGAGAUCAGUAGUUUAAAUCUAUUUUAAGUCUUGCUCUGUUAACAGGUGGCACCAGUGGCGGCUCCAGCCAUGCCAGUCAUCCGAAAGCUCUUCAUGCUGCAUCCUACAUAUCCCACAAUCCUGCUGGAGCUCGCCAGCACCACAGACACCAUACUUACUGCUGCAGGUGAUGCAUGCUGUGCUGUAUUUAUUAUUUUAUAAUUGUGCAUAUGAUUAUGGCUGUUAGUAGCACUGCUGAUCAACUGUUUCUCCCCUAUUCUCUGUCAUAGUGAGUUACCAGGAGCCGCAGAAGGAUGCCUCCUACAUUACUGUUUCCUCCCGGCCUACCUCUGGCCUGGGGCCUGGGUCUCGGGUGGUGAAGAGCAUGAGCCUCAGAGCAGCAAUCACUGCUGGACAGAUUGUGAGGCUGGGAGAGAGCAGCACCGCCAGGGGACCAGUCAGACCUGGAGUAUUUGAGAUAAACAAAUUCUUCAGGCGUCUCACCUUCAAACAGCAUUAGGUAAAAAGGGGAGGGAACAUAGCUAAGUAUGUCCAGAAUAUGCUUUAUAUGACAUGUUGUUUGUGGCGUCUGUGUAGUUUCGAAUGACGAAACACAUCAUUUUGUUUUCCUGUGUAGAGAGGAGUUACCACUUGCUGGUUCUACAUGAUCAGAGGGAAACCACUGGCGGGACCAAACCUGUGGAAACACCAUGACACACACCAAGUGAAGGAGACUCAUGGAGAUUUAUCUCAAGCUGUUUACAUUUCCACUUUUGUCCAAAGUACGAUUUUAUUUUCCAUUAUUACUCAUCUCACUUGCUGAAAAAUAUUUAUUUUGCUGUAGUGUUAUUAUAUGUGUAUAUAUUAUGAGUUUAAUUAUGUAUUUAUGACCAGUCCUUUUUAUUGAAUAUUGAAUGUAAUAUAUCAAUUACUAUUUACCUUGUUUGGGGUGUAUGUAAAUAAGUACAUAGAGGAAACUUCUGGAGAUCAAGCACAAUGAUUUGAAAGAUAGGGGUGUAGGUGUAAGGUGUCCAUUGGCACAAUCGGCACCUCACUCGUUUAGUAUAUUUUUUAUCUACAGAAUGAGAGGCAAUUACCCAAUUUAUUCCUCCAAAUACAUUCAUUCCCCUCUCACAUGCACUUUUUGAAUUAGGCAAUUGAGGUCUGUGUUCAAACAGAAUUACCCAGUUAUGGAAAGGGGGUCUGUACAUAUUUUUGCUGUAGUGGAGAAUGGGGUAUGUUGAGCCAUUUUUUACAUUCAGCAUCACUACGUCAAGGGAAAUACAGUAUUAUUUCCAACAUUGAUAUCUACAUAUGUUUCAGGAUGUUGUGUAUCCCUGGAAAUAAUCAGAAUUAAUGUAAACAUUACUGGGUUUUUUAAACAGCUCGUAAAAAAAAAAAAAAAGGUGAUUUAUUGGCACAAUUUACCCUGGGUAUGCAUAGGGACAGGGUAAAUUGAGCUGCCUUGGGGUGUCAUGUGUGAUGGUGUCCUGUGAUGGUGCUGGCAGGUCAAAGUUUAAUUCAUGGAAUGGGGGUGUGGUAUAUUGUAUAUCUGAAAUGUAUGCCAACAUUCAGAUAUAGAUCUCUCUAUUCACUAUCACUAACCCUUCCAUUUCUUGACCAGUUGUCAGGGACAGGGAUGUUGUUUCGAUGUGCCAAUUCAAAGGCAAGUUCUCUGCCUGAGGCUACUAAGCCCAUGAAACUGGUCUGUGAGAUUCUUGAUAUGUUUAGCAAGCUCAGACUCCAUGUCAUCAGAUAAGACCUUGUGUGCCUCUGCUACUUGUCACAUGAUUCAUUUUGUUGUAUGGUUUCCUAGAAACAAGGGGUGGCUCAACUAACCCAAUCGCUCAACUUACCCCACUCUCCCCUAAAGUAUUUAUUGAUAUGCUACUGAAAUGUUUACAUUUCUCUAAUCAAUAACUAUUGUAGUGAUGAUACAUUAUUGCUGAGGGCCAUGUAUGGUAACUGUGCAUUUUAUUGCUAUUGGUACUUGUAAAUAUUGCUGACAUACUGGAAAACAUUUACAGAUCACAGCAAUAAAUAAAUGUACUGCUGCAAUUCUUGCUGCUACAAAUGUAGUGUUUUGUACAGCUGUACUACGGAUUAAGCUCCGUUCACAAUAAAUUAUCAUAAAAACACUGUUUGUUAAUUAAUCAUGAGAAAUUGUGAAUAUUUAAUAUUAGAGUAAAAUGAGGGUGCAGGCUCAGGGGCGGUGCUUCGGUGCAUCCAAAAUGAUCUCUUUCCGCAUUGCUGCGAGUGUCAAAGGCUUGGAAGAUGGCGUCGGUCUUGGUUCGUCUGGCCAGACUGUUGGUGUUGAAAAACAGUCGUGUACCAACAGUUGUGUACUCAGCAUCAGGUGGUAUUUUGAAAAUAUGCGCAGGUCAUUUAUGAAAUUAAAUCAAUCAAAUGUAUUUAUAAAGCCCUUUUUACAUCAGCAGAUGUCACAAAUUGCUAUACAGAAACCCAGCCUAAAAAGGAGGGGCGGGAGGAAUUUAGUAAAGGUGCCUGGAAGGUAUUGGUGUAUGAAAAAACAGCCAGGCAAGAUUUGUUAGGAAGUGAAAAAUACCUGAGGACUUAUAUCUUAGAACUCAAUGAAUUUAAUGAAUGUUUAAUCUCAGGUAGGAUUUCUGUGAGCCUAUCAUUUACCUCUCCAUUUCACUGGAAGUGUUAUUAAUACAUGCCUGUUUAAAUGUGUAAAGCAUGCUUCAUGUAGUAAAUGUUUUUAUUAUUUUAUCCUGGUUGUCAUUGUGUAUAAAAUCACCCAGCAUAGCAGGCUAACUUAGAUAUGUUUUUGUGAUGGAAUUCUUGACAAUUGUCCAGGCCUCCUUUGGCCUUUUCCGGAUUGCUGUGGUAGUGAUCCCCUUCCUGUAUGUCGGAACUCUGAUCAGCAAGAACUUUGCUGCGCUGCUGGAAGAGCAUGACAUCUUUGUCCCCGAGGAUGAUGACUGA
Coregonus sp. 'balchen' is the source of this 12500-nucleotide messenger RNA. NCBI's taxonomy places the organism in Eukaryota, Metazoa, Chordata, Actinopteri, Salmoniformes, Salmonidae. The record is from the annotation of a GenBank genome assembly.